AUGAUGAAAUUCACUAUUCUCUCUUACUUAGAUGAGAAAGAGACCACAGCUUCUCUGGCAGUAGUAAUUCCAGUUGUCGAAUUAAGACAAAAAGGUCGAUUUGCUGGAUUUUCCCUUUACAUUUCCAACACACGAAACAAAGAGGACGGUCAUCUUUGCUACAAGAACACGAUUCCAUUACCUCCCUUGGAGUUUAAUACAACAUGUAUAGGAUAUGGUCGUUACGUCAUCUAUUACAAUGAACGACUGGACGGAGUUACGUACCCUGAAGGAUAUCAAAAUCCGACAUACACACAGUUAUGUGAAGUCAAAGUAGAAGGGUGUGCUAAGACAGGAGUAUACGGAGUUAACUGUUCAUUACUAUGUCCAAAAAAUUGUUAUGAAAACAAAUGUAAUAUUGUGAAUGGAAUAUGUCUGAGUUGUGGUCAAGGGUGGAUAGGAGACAAGUGUACAGACAAAUGUCCAUCGGGAUGGUAUGGCACUGCGUGUCAAAAGCAGUGUGUUGGAUAUUGCAGAGGAAACAUUGCAUGUAACCACGUGACAGGAUAUUGUGAAGGUGGUUGUGCAGAUGGGUGGACUGGGAGGCUAUGCAAUAAACCUUGUGAAGCCGGAUCGUAUGGUCCUGACUGUGUUCAUAACUGUAGUGGUUACUGUUUGGAUAACAAAUACUGCAACAAAGAAAAUGGACACUGCGAUAAUGGUUGUAGCCCGGGAUAUUCAGGCGAUCUUUGCGACAAGUGUGAGUAA
Molecule: messenger RNA, 747 nt
Organism: Saccostrea cuccullata (small rock oyster)
Lineage: Eukaryota; Metazoa; Mollusca; Bivalvia; Ostreida; Ostreidae
Product: multiple epidermal growth factor-like domains protein 11
Exons: 5
Coding region: 1-747 (248 amino acids)
Molecular function (GO): scavenger receptor activity
Source: RefSeq, a predicted model, not a curated record